This is a messenger RNA of Halichondria panicea, 2487 nucleotides long. RefSeq names its product SUN domain-containing protein 1-like. Gene Ontology annotation, cellular component: nuclear envelope; meiotic nuclear membrane microtubule tethering complex. Gene Ontology annotation, molecular function: protein-membrane adaptor activity. Lineage: Eukaryota; Metazoa; Porifera; Demospongiae; Suberitida; Halichondriidae. The record is from RefSeq and is a predicted model, not a curated record. Bases 130 to 2289 code for a protein of 719 amino acids. The transcript has 23 exons.
UGGUAACUCCACCCCCUCUGGCCUGCCCCUCGUCAAUUAAUUUUGUGCACAGCUAGCUACUAUUAGCUGCGCUGCGCUGAUAUCCGAGAUCCAAGUUCCAUUUGUGUGUUUCCCUUUUCCUUGCCAAACAUGGCUACACAACAGCGAAUGAAAAACCGGCGGCUAGAGGCUGUGGCAGGAGAUUCGAGCACUGUCAGAAGAAGCCCCAGGCUAACUGGAAGGUUCACAGGCUACAGAGAUGAUGGAGGAAUGGGUCACCGAAACACACACGCAACCAUAUCCACAGUCUCUUCCAGACCAAGCCUUAGAAGCUAUGGCAGAACCAAGAAAACUGAAUCUGAGACAAGUAUCUUGAACGAGAGUGGACAAAGUGUGCCUGUAUCCUUUGAUGAAGAAGAAGUAGCUAGAAGGAAAAAAUCUGGGUUACCUGAACAUUUCUUUGGUCUUGAUGAUAGUGAUAAUGAGAGCACCGUUUCUAGUACUCUUGGUACACAUGGUCCAGAGGCAGUUCGUGAGUAUGACUGUGUUGAAACCACGAGAGUGUACACACCAAUUCUACAACCGUACAAAGAGUCAAAAGGAGUUAUAUCUCAAGCAAGCUCGUUCGUGAGCUCUUUUCUGUACAAGUGUGGGUCGCUGAUUUACCUUGCUGCUACUGGAGUACUUUGCUUGGAUGUCAUUAUCUUACACAGGCUUUUCAACUAUGGCAGACCGUCACAGAAAUCAAGAUCUUGUGGUCAUUAUCUGUUUCUGCUAUUUCUACUAACUGCAGUUGUUCUUUUCCUCAUUGGUGGUGCGUUGAUUCCAAUUUGGAGUGAGUCUCAAGCUUCUCCUGUAUUGCCUGGUGUGAAUAUGAAAGCUGUGUCGGAGUCUGUGGACAAUCGUGUGCAGCACAAGUUGGAUAUAUUCAACUCCUCCUUCAGAUCAGACAUCAAGGACUUUGUGACUGACCAAAUCCGCGUUAAUAUCCGUGAAACAGAGAGGAAAGUAAGUGAAUCAGUCAUGGAGGAGUUUACUCAACGAGAUCAUGCACUUGCAAGCCUUGGGAAAAGACUGGAUACUGAACUGAAAAAUCUGCAACAAUGGAUAUCUGGUAUUGAGGAUAACCUUGGGGAAGCUAGGAUGAAAGAGAUUGCUGGCGAGGUCUCUACUGAACAAGCCAACAAUGUCAAAACUGUGUGGAUAAAUGAGGUCAAACAGCAAACAUUAUCUGAUAUUGCUGAUUCAUUGGGGAAUCUCAGGGAAAAGCUCAUGAAUGAUUUUAGCAAUACCGACUCCAGCUUCACCCAGCAGCUUGCUUCAGUCGUUGAGAAGGUGUCAUCUGUUAGAAUCGAAUUGCAAGCAACUCAAGUUACACUCACUGGCACUUCGAAUGAUGUAGCAAACAUAAAGACUCAGCUUAAAAGUCAUGAAUCGCAAUUGAGUGUACUUCAGCGUAGACAGCAGGAGGUUCUUGAGGAGAUGUCUCAAUUCAAGGCUGAUGCUCUUGGUCGUAUCAUCUCUUUGGAAAAGCUAUCUCAGGGAAAAAUCAAUGCUGAACAAGCAAUCACAAUUUUCAAUGAAGAGCUUGACAAGACGCUUGCUAAAGAAGAUAGUGCCCUCAGACUGUGGCUUACUCAGAAUGUUGCUUCAGCUGAAAGAUUGCAAGGACUUACUGAUCAAAUGAAUGGUCUUAAAGAACAAUGUGUUGAUUCACCACCUGGUGGAUUGUCAAAAACUGAUGUUGAAGAGGUUAUCCGUAUGUCGUUGGAGAGAUACAGCGCUGACAGGAUUGCGAAAUUUGACUUUGCCCUUGAAAAUUCUGGAGGCAGUGUUCUUCUUGACAAGUGCUCACCCACAUUCCCUCAAAGUCUGUCUAGUGUGCAUCUGUUUGGAAUUCCACUCUGGUAUAUAUCUGGAACACCCAAAAUUAUCAUCCAGCCUGAAGUAUAUCCAGGAGAUUGCUGGGCACUAAACGGAACAUCUGGAUAUGCCACAAUCCAGCUGAAGGGAAGCGUAUUGGUGACAGAAGUGACAAUAGAGCAUAUCCCUAAAACUCUUUCGCCAUCUGAGAAAUUGGACAGUGCUCCGAAAGACUUCUCCGUAUAUGGAAUGUCAUCAGAAGGAGAUGAAGACGGUGCACACCUUGGCCGAUUCUCUUACGACAUUGAUGGACCUGCCAUUCAGAUGUUCAACGUACAAGCUACCGAUGCUUACUACGAGAUUAUUCGUUUCACAUUUGAAAGCAACCACGGAGACCCUGCUUACACCUGUAUAUACCGUGUUCGUGUGCAUGGCCGCUCAAAUUAGAGAGAGAUGUACGUACAUGCUCAAUCACCCUUAGCCGUGCUAUAGUGUACGUAAAGACCCUUCAUCUUUAGUUUGGAACUACCGAUUUGCACUUGUUUACAUGACUAUGUUUCUAGCUCAUUUAUCAACCUUUUACCUUACAUUUACCGUAUUUUGUUUGUGCACUAAGUCUUUUUGAUGUAAUUGUGGCAAGUUAAA